Peronospora matthiolae is the source of this 444-nucleotide messenger RNA. The record is from the annotation of a GenBank genome assembly. NCBI's taxonomy places the organism in Eukaryota, Oomycota, Peronosporomycetes, Peronosporales, Peronosporaceae.
AUGAAGGUAUACCUGUUUUACAAUCGGGUGCCACGCCUCGGGCACCAAGUCGGAACUGGUGAUCUGGCAGACGCCAAUUGGGCUGUCCGGAUACGAACGGUGCAGAGGCGGCUUGCUACGGCGACCCGUCUGGCGACUAGUGUGACGUUCCGGGCGCAGAUUCUGAAUGCCAUUCUGUUGCCUGGAAUACUAUUCACUACGGCAGUGUUUGACACGCCUGCUUGGGCGGCCCAAGAGCUCCGUAAUCUCCAGAGACAAUUUCUCUGGCGUCACUCGUUGUCAACGGAAACAAGUCGGCACAAAGUCAAUCCGGGACUAUUUUACACGCCGCGAGCAGCGGGCGGCAUUGGAUUAAUCUCGAUUCCAGUGGCGGUGAAAGCGCAACGCAUUAAACAUGCACUUCUGUGGUUGACACAGCGGUCCGAUCGGUACGCAGUGGCCUGA